AUUUGGAUACAAGAGGGUUGGAUAGAUUUUUAAUAGCUGUUGUAUUAUCUAAAUAUAUAGAGAGAAAAGAAUUGAAAGGUAUAGCAAGUAGUAAGGGGAUAAUUGCAAGUAAUUUAAUACGUAAAGAGUCAGAAGAUGGGAGAAUAGCAGCGUUAUAUUUAAUUGAUAUAUUAUUGCUACAGAUCUAG
Molecule: messenger RNA, 188 nt
Organism: Racocetra persica
Lineage: Eukaryota; Fungi; Glomeromycota; Glomeromycetes; Diversisporales; Gigasporaceae
Source: the annotation of a GenBank genome assembly